UUCAGCUAAAAGCUUUUUGUGCUGCCGGUGCAGCAGAAUAGAGGGACAAGGAGAGCGGAUGGGAGUGGUUAAAGGAGAGGGAGGGAAAACGAAGGGCCUCCCUCGCCGUUACCAGGGCAACUUGAUGUCACAGUGACAUCACGCACCACUAAAAGCUUUUAACCGGAUUCGUCUCCCGCUUUAGGCCCCAUUUUGAGUCCUUUUUCAGCUAGGCUAGGGGGAAGGGCACAGGCAGGACAGAGUGUGUGUGUGUGUGUGUGUGUAUGCCUUCCUGCAUGUAUCACUCCCUCACCUUCACUGCAGAUUCAACCCAGCUCUUAGCACAGUAAAAGACUUUCAAAUUCAACCUCUAAAGAUCCUAUUUCUGCAAACACAGCCGGCACAGGCCAAGAGAACCAUUUCAAAAAUGGCAACAGAGGAUGGUUUCAGCUAUCUAUUGCCAGGCCACAAUGAGAAACACAGGCGGGCCCCGAACUGGACCGACGGUGAAAUGAAAGCCCUCCUGUACGUGUGGGAGGAACACCACAACGAACUGAAAAUGAGUAAGAGGAAUGCUAAGGUUUACGAGAAGAUGUCCCAGAGGUUUUUCCAGCUGACCGGGGAGCAGCGUUUCAAAGAGGAGAUCAAGAUGAAAAUCACCAACAUGUCUUUUCAGUACAGGCGACUGAAAUCCGCAGUCAGUGAAAGUGGGGAGACGCCGGACUGGCCGUAUUACAAGCCCAUCGAGAAGAUCCUCUCCAAGCCGCUAGAGAACGGGCGGGUGAACUCUGUGGAGUUCAAUGCCUCCGGUGCAGGUCCCUCCACUUCCUCCCAGUCUACAGACAACCUGGUGCCCCAGUCAGACGAGGGGAUGAUGGGAUUCCUGCCAGAGUACACAGGCUCCUCAGAUGAGAUGGAGAUAAAACAGGAGCUGGAGUCUUUGAGCUCUGACAGUGAGCACACACAGGGCUCCAGCUCUCACCCUAUUUCAGCCAGGAAAAGGCAUGCCAACAAGCACCUAUCCAUGAAGAGAAAGAAACUGCGAGUGAUGCAGGCCAUGUUGCAGCAACAAAGGAGGUCGAGCCGGGCCAUAGAGGAGACGUGCAGAGAGGUCCGUCGUGCCAUGCACCAACAGAACCUCCUGCAGGUCCAAUGUCUGCAGCUGCAGGAGCGCAUGAUGAACCUUCUGGAGAAGAUGAUUCAGCCUCCCUCCGCCACGUCAGCAUCGUGGGGUCAGAGUGGGGUUAAAGAUCCAGGGAAGCCAUGAAGUGUUAGGGUUAUGGUUGACUGGGAGAGAUCUUGCCUCACCCAUAGCCUUGUAGAAGCUAAAUGUAAAUGUAGCCUAUAUUUAUUAGGCAUUUCAGUUUACAUCAGACAUUUUUAAGGUUUAUCGUGUUGCAUAUGUCAAAGUAUAGCUCUUGUAUAGCAGUAUAGAGAGGUACAAAAAAUAUGCUGUUACGAUUUCUGAAGGUGGCCUCACUCUGAAUAUCAUUAAUGGAAGAUGACUGCUGGCACAUUAGCAUCCACCAUAAUUCAGUCUCCAAUCUGAGCUGUCAUUGUUAGGAUAGCUGUAUGAGAUCGUCUUUCUUGAUAAUUUGUCAAGUACCCUAUUAAAAUCACUGUGGGUCUUAUCUUGUCACUUUAUUAUUAUUAUUUUUUUUUUACUGUGCCAGGAUAUUUACAUGAUUGCAAAGGUUUGAUGCCAAAACAGGGCAAUUUGUAGCAUUAUGAACCAGCAGUUGAGGCAAUAAUCCCUGCUGUUAUUGAAGUAACAGAAAACAAGCUGUCAGCAAAUGGCAUCAUAACCAACAGAAGAUGCAGCUCUCAAAUAUUUCCUUUUUGUGCUCAAUAGCAGUACUGUCAGCAUUAACAAAAAAAUGUUGCCUAAUGUCGCCCACGGAUGAGACAGAAUUGCUUCUAACCUUGAUUUAACAAUGUUAUACUGAUGUGUCUGUGUAGAAAGAAACUGGAAAAGACGGUGACUCUCAGAAAGUGGCCACACUGAGAUUAUAAGAAUGAAGGGCACCUGCUUUCAACUGAUAGAACGGUAGAAGGCAAGGUUUAUUUAGAUAUAAUAAAUACAACCCAAACAGAUAUUGAGUCCACUUGCUCAUUCUUCUAUUCACGUCCAGCAACUUACGAUUGUGCAUCUCUGCGACCACACAGAUUCUUUAUUGCCCAUUAAUUGGACAGAGUAAGGACAAACAAAUAACGUGUUUAAUCUGAGGUGGCACUGUACAUUUAGGAUUAGAUACAAAUGCAAACCUCAAGUCAGAAGCUAAAAAACAUGUUUUCUUUCCUGAGAUUUCUAAACUUUAAGAUGUAAAGAUGUCCUUGUUCUUAUCUCUGCAUUUCUGCUAAUAAAACAACACACAGUCUAA
Micropterus dolomieu (smallmouth bass) is the source of this 2360-nucleotide messenger RNA. RefSeq names its product Myb/SANT-like DNA-binding domain containing 1 (gene msantd1). Gene Ontology annotation, biological process: positive regulation of DNA-templated transcription. NCBI's taxonomy places the organism in Eukaryota, Metazoa, Chordata, Actinopteri, Centrarchiformes, Centrarchidae. Bases 407 to 1246 code for a protein of 279 amino acids. The record is from RefSeq and is a predicted model, not a curated record. Gene Ontology annotation, cellular component: nuclear body. The transcript is spliced from 3 exons.